Bipolaris zeicola 26-R-13 is the source of this 444-nucleotide messenger RNA. RefSeq lists its product as uncharacterized. NCBI's taxonomy places the organism in Eukaryota, Fungi, Ascomycota, Dothideomycetes, Pleosporales, Pleosporaceae. The record is from RefSeq and is a predicted model, not a curated record. The annotation marks the transcript as partial. The transcript has a single exon.
AUGUCCAAGAAUAUUGGAUAUUGCAACACCAGUACCGGAUUGCCACCAUCAUCUGCUCGUCUACCUACUUUUCCCUCGAUUGAAACACAAAAUCCUGGCAAUGAAGCUCCACCAGCUUAUACUCCAGGUCCAGGUUCAUGUACGGGCGCAUCGCAGACGGCCUUGACCUCGUCUUCUGACUCUGAUCCUUAUUCCUUCCUGAAAAGCUUUGACACUAUCUUCCUCGUCGACGACUCAGGUUCCAUGGCUGGCCACUCCUGGAGAGAGACCCAAGAGGCUCUUGAGACUAUCACACCAAUCUGCACCGCGCACGACGAAGACGGCAUCGAUAUCUACUUCUUGAACCAUCCUGAUUCGAGCCUCUACAAGAAAAUUACCAGUCCCAGCACUAUUAUCGAAAUCUUCCAGACUGUUCGACCUGGCGGUGCCACACCAACUGGCCAG